This is a messenger RNA of Mugil cephalus (flathead mullet), 7563 nucleotides long. It is a transcript of the gene dock11, whose product is annotated as dedicator of cytokinesis 11. Bases 226 to 6402 code for a protein of 2058 amino acids. The record is from RefSeq and is a predicted model, not a curated record. Gene Ontology annotation, molecular function: guanyl-nucleotide exchange factor activity. Lineage: Eukaryota; Metazoa; Chordata; Actinopteri; Mugiliformes; Mugilidae. Gene Ontology annotation, biological process: small GTPase-mediated signal transduction; positive regulation of filopodium assembly; positive regulation of GTPase activity. The transcript is spliced from 55 exons.
UUUCAUCAUCAUCAUCAUCAUCACCACCAUCAUCAGCAGCAGCAGCAGCAGCAGCCCCGCCUCGCGACGUGAACCGCUGGCUGGUUCACCUCCAACGCACUAAAAACUCAACAUCUGGCCCGUCACCAAACAGCGCCUCCUCCGCCGCCGCCGCCGCCGCGUCCCGCGCCGCGGCAUGCCCACACUCCUCCAUUCAAGAAGCGGAUUUGAACCGAAAGGGGGACGAUGUCCGAGGUGCGAAAAUUCACGAAGCGGUUAAGCAAACCCGGGACGGCCGCGGAAGUCCGGCAGAGCGUGUCGGAGGCGGUGAGGAGCACCGUGGACCUGGUGGAGCAGCCAAAGAUCAUCGAGCCGCUCGACUAUGAGACGGUGGUGUUUCAGAGGAAGGCCCAGAUCCACGGCGACCCCCACCGAGACCUGCUGCUCUGCCCCGUCGACGAUGUCUCGGAGUCCCAGAUCUCUCGGCAGAGGAGGACCGUCGUUCCCGCGGUGCCCCAGAAUGCCGAGCGGGAGGCCAGGAGCCUGUUUGCCAAAGAGUGCAUCAAGAUGUACAACACCGACUGGCACGUGAUCAACUACAAGUACGAGGCGUACUCUGGCGACUUCCGCAUGUUGCCAAGCAAAGGCCUGAAGACGGACAAGCUGCCGACUCACGUGUUCGAGGUCGAUGAAGACGCCAAAGACGAGGACACAUCAUCGCUGUGCUCCCAGAGGGGAGGCAUCAUGAAGCAGGGCUGGCUUCAGAAAGCCAACAUCAACAGCAGCCUGUCUGUCUCCAUGAGGGUGUUCAAAAGGAGGUACUUCUACCUGUCUCAGCUCCCCGAUGGCUCCUACAUCCUCAACUCUUAUAAGGAUGAGAAAAACUGCAAAGACACCAAAGGCUCCAUCUACCUGGACUCCUGCAUAGAUGUCAUUCAGAGUCCUAGGAUGCGGCGCAAUGGCUUUGAGCUGAAGAUGCAAGACCGCUACAGCCACUUCCUGGCUGCAGACAGCGAAGCAGAGAUGGAGGACUGGGUGGCCACACUGAAACAGGCUCUGCAGGGCGGCACCGAGGCCGGACAGGACCGGAGGAACGGUGCAGAGUCGCUGGACUGUGUGCUAGAUGAUGACACGUCCAGCCAAGGGAAAGGUGAGAGCGUGCCGGAGAGCCUGGGGAGGAGCUUACAGACUGAACUCACGAAGUACACCAGGGAGACGGACCAGCUCAAUAAGAUGAACAGGAACGAAGGCAGACAGAAGCUGUUCUCUCUGGAUCCUGAAACACAGAGGCUGGACUUCUCGGGCAUCGAGCCAGACGUGAAGCCGUUUGAGGAGCGCUUCGGCCGACGCAUCGUGGUCAGCUGCCACGACCUGACCUUCAGCCUGCAGGGCUGCGUCAACGAGAAGGGCGACGGAGUCCUCACCAAUGUGGAGCCCUUCUUCAUCAGCCUCGCCCUCUUCGACGUCUCCAAGAGCUGCAAAAUCUCCGCCGACUUCCACGUCGACCUCAACCCGCCUUGCGUCAGGGAGAUGCUGCAGACGGACGCCGCGGGGCAGCUCUCCCCGUCGUCUGACUCAUCCGACGGCGGGUCAGGAGGAGGAGGAGGCAUGGUGAACGGAGACUCGGGGAAAGGGAACGGCCUGCCCGUCCUCCAGAGGGUGUCGGAGGCUCUGCUGCGCUUCCCCACGCAGGGCAUCUUUUCAGUGACCAACCCCCAUGCCGAUAUCUUUCUGGUGGCCCGUGUGGAGAAGGUGCUACAGAACGGCAUCACUCACUGUGCCGAGCCGUACAUGAAGGCCUCGGAUAUCAACAAGACGGCUCAGAAGGUGCUCAAAUCUGCCAAGCAGACGUGCCAGCGCUUGGGCCAGUACAGGAUGCCUUUCGCCUGGGCUGCCAAGCAGGUGUUCAAAGACGCUCAGGGCAGCUUGGACAUGGACGGCAAGUUCUCGCCUCUCUAUCGCCAGGACAGCGGCAAAAUCUCCACCGAUGACAUAUUCAAGCUGCUGGCUGAAAUCAGGAAACCUGAGAAGAACAAACUCCAGACCAUCCCUGGACAGCUGAACGUCACCAUUGAGUGUGUGCCACCUGAUUUCUCAAAUACAGUGACGUCCUCCUACGUCCCCGUCAAGCCCUUCGAGGACGGCUGCGAGCGGGUUUCGGUGGAGGUCGAGGAGUUCCUCCCCGAGGAGGCCAAGUACAACUACCCCUUCACCUCCUACAAGAACCAGCUCUACAUCUACCCGCUGCAGCUCAAGUACGACAACCAGAAGACCUUCACUAAGGCUAGAAACAUCGCAGUCUGCAUCCAGUUCCGAGAUUCAGAUGAAGAAGGUGCAGCCCCUUUAAAGUGCAUCUACGGAAAGCCGGGCGACUCUCUCUUCACGGGCAGCACCUACGCGGCCGUCCUGCAUCACAACCAGAGCCCGGAGUUCUACGAUGAGGUUAAGAUCGAGCUGCCGGUUCACGUGCACGAGAAACACCACAUCCUCUUCACGUUUUACCACAUCAGCUGUGAGUCCAGCAGCAAGUCCAGCAGCAAGAAGAAAGAUGGAGUGGAGUCAGUGGUGGGCUACUCCUGGAUGCCUUUGCUAAAACACGAGAGGAUGCAGUCUCUGAAGCUCCAGUUGCCUGUAGCAGCCAACCUUCCUGCUGGAUACCUGUGUCAGGACACCAGGAAGUCUCAACCAGACAUCAAGUGGGUGGAAAAUUCCAAGACGCUGUUCAAAGUGAGGAGUCAUGUUGCAUCAACGAUAUAUCCUCAGGAUCUUCAUCUACACAAGUUUUUCCAGCACUGCCAACUGAUGAGGACGACAUCGGAGGGCAACCAAGCCGAGCUCAUCAAAUACCUGAAGUGCCUGCAUGCCAUGGAGACUCAUGUCAUCAUCACCUUCCUACCCACCGUGCUGAUGCAGCUGUUUGAGGUGCUAACGGCAGCCACCAAAGAAGCUCACGAGAUUGCUGUCAACUCUCUGCGUGUGAUCAUACACAUAGUGUCCAGAUGUCACGAGGAAGGACUGGAACACUACCUGCGCUCUUUUGUUAAGUACGUGUUUGUAACCAACAAUCCAGCAUCAGGAAACUCGGCGACCACUCAUGAGGUGCUGGCCACGGCCGUGACAUCCGUCCUCAAGCAAACCGCUGAUUUCAACACCAGCAAUAAACUGCUUAAGUACUCCUGGUUCUUCUUUGAAACCAUGGCUAAAUCCAUGGCUCAGUACCUGCAAGAGGCAAACCGCAUGAAGAUGCCACGGGCCCAGCGCUUCCCCGACAGUUUCCACCAGGCGCUCCAGUCGCUGGUGCUGUCCAUCAUGCCCCACAUCAUCAUCCGCCACGUGGAGAUCCCGGAGGAGGCUCGCUGCAUCAACCUGAGCCUGGCCAAUUUCAUCAAGAGGUGCCUGACCUUCAUGAACAGGGGCUUCGCUUUCGGCCUGGUCAACCACUACAUGUGUCAUUUCAGUCUCAAAGAUCCCAAGGUGCUGACUGAAAUGAAGUUCGACUUCUUGAUGGCGGUGUGCAACCACGAGCACUUCAUUCCCCUCAACCUGCCCAUGGCUUUUGGGCGCACCAAGCUCCAGAGGGUCCAAGAUUUAAUUUCGUAUGCGACGGAGCUUUUUGGCCCUGUAGAGCAGAGCCUGGAGUUCAGCCUCACCGAGGAAUACUGCCGCAACCACUUCCUGGUGGGUCUGCUGCUCAGGGAAGUGGCCGAGGCCUUGCAGCAAGCGCCCGAAGUCAGGCAGCUGGCCGUGAGCGUCCUCAAGAACCUCCUCAUUAAACACGCCAUGGACGACCGUUACACGGCAUUCAAGAACCAGCAGGUCAGGAUCUGUUUAUUGUACAUGCCGCUUUACGAGCUGCUCUACCAGAACUUGAAGCAGCUCUCGGCUCAACCCGUCACCUCCGGCCCCGGCCUCGGCCUCAAUGGCUCCAGGGACGACCUGAUAUCCAACAGUUCCUCAGAUAGCAGGAGAAUCAGCACCGCCAUCGACAGAGAACACGGUCUUUCUGCCCAGAAUGGCCACGUCGUGAGGAGGGAGGACUCCAGAGGUUCCCUGUUCAUGGACCCGGGAACCCCAGACAGCAACGAGCUGCAGAGACGAGGCUCCACCAUGAGCAGCAGCCCCAUCGGCAGACUGGGGCCGUACGAAAUCAAGGGCCUCCUGUUCUGCUUCCUGCACAUCGUCAAGACCUUGACAGAGGACACUUUAACGGCCUACUGGAACAAAAUCAGCCCUCAGGACAUCAUGAACUUCCUCAGUUUGCUCGAGACCUGUCUGUUUCAGUUCCGUUACACUGGAAAGAGGAACAUUGGCAGGAGCCACGAGGUGUGUGUGUCGAAGCUGUUCUCCUCGGACAGGAAGUCUCAGACGAUGCCGGCCAUGCGCUGCAACCGUGCCAGCCUCAUUCAGACUAAGAUGCACCAGUUCGGCACCAUGGAAGCCUCCCACACGCUCAACUCAGGGACGGGGCCGUCUGAAGCAGAGAUCCACCAUCAGGCUCUGCUGGAGGGAAAUAUCUCAACCGAGGUCUGCCUGAGCGUCCUGGACGUCCUGGCUCUUUUCACCCAGUGUUUUAAGACCCAGCUGCUGGACAGCGAAGGUCACAACCCCCUGAUGAAGAAGGUGUUCGACGUUUACCUGACAUUCCUUAAAGUCGGCCAAUCAGAAGCUGCCCUCAGGCACGUCUACGCCGCGCUCCGGGCUUUCAUCAACAAGUUUCCGACGGUGUUGUUCAAGGGACGCGUCACGUUGUGCGAGGCGCUUUGCUGUGAGGUCCUCAAAUGCUGCGUCUCCAAGCUGGGAUCCCUCCGGGCCGAGGCGUCCGCCCUCCUCUACCUGCUGAUGAGAAACAACUACGAGUACACAAAGAGGAAGACCUUCCUACGCACACACCUGCAGAUCAUCAUCGCAGUGAGCCAGCUGAUCUCCGACGUGGCGCUGACCGGCAGUUCUCGCUUCCAGGAGUCUCUGUCCAUCAUCAACAACUUUGCAAACAGCGACAGGGCCAUGAAGUCCACAGCGUUCCCGUCGGAGGUGAAGGGCCUGACCAAGCGGAUCCGAACGGUCCUCAUGGCCACGGCGCAGAUGCGAGAGCACGAGAAGGACCCGGAGAUGCUGCUGGACCUCCAGUACAGCCUGGCCAGGUCCUACGCCAGCACCCCCGAACUGAGGCGCACCUGGCUCGACAGCAUGGCCAGAGCGCACCUGAAGAACGGAGAUCUAUCCGAGGCUGCUAUGUGCUACGUCCACAUUGCCGCGCUGGUUGCAGAAUACCUGCACAGGAAAAAGCUGUUCCCCAGCGGCCUCGCUGCUUUUAAGAAAAUCACCUUCAACAUUGAAGAGGAAGCAGCCAUGAAGGAAGACACUGGAAUGCAGGAUGUUUAUUACACCGAGGAGGUCUUGGUGGAACACCUGGAGGUCUGCGUGGAUGCUCUGUGGAAAGCCGAACGCUACGAGCUCAUCACACACAUCGCCAAACUCAUAAUCCCCAUUUAUGAGAAGCGCCACGAGUAUGAGAAACUGAGCCGACUGUACGACACUCUGCACAGAGCCUACAACAAGAUAAUGGAGGUGAUACAGUCAGGCCGCAGGCUGCUUGGGACUUACUUCAGAGUGGCGUUUUAUGGCCAGUGCUUCUUCGAGGAAGAGGACGGGAAGGAGUACAUCUACAAAGAGCCCAAACUCACCGGCCUGUCUGAAAUCUCACAGCGCCUCAUGGCUCUCUACGAGGAUAAGUUUGGGCCGGAAAACGUCAAGAUAAUCCAGGACUCUAACAAGGUAAACCCCAAAGAGCUGGACUCCAAGUUCGCCUACGUCCAGGUGACGUUCGUGAAGCCGUACUUCGAGGAGAAGGAGGCGCCGGAGAAGAAGACGGACUUCGAGAAGUGCCACAACAUCAACCGCUUUGUGUUCGAGACGCCGUACACGCUGUCUGGGAAGAAGCACGGCGGCGUGGAGGAGCAGUGCAAGAGGAGGAUUGUCCUCAUAACUGCCAACACUUUCCCGUACGUGAAGAAGCGUGUGGAGGUGGUGGCGGAGAAGCAGGUGGAGCUCAAGCCGGUGGAAGUGGCGAUAGAUGAGAUGAAGGCGCGGACGGCGGAGCUGAUCAAGCUCUGCUCCAACCAGGAGGUGGACAUGAUCCAGCUCCAGCUCAAGCUUCAAGGUUGCGUCUCCGUGCAGGUGAAUGCAGGUCCGAUGGCUUAUGCCAGGGCAUUCUUGGAUGAAAGUAAAUCCAACCAGUUGGGCAACAAGAAAGUAAAAGAGCUAAAGGACGUUUUCAGGCGUUUUGUGGAGGCGUGCAGCAUGGCUCUGGACAUCAACGAGCGUCUCAUUAAAGAGGAUCAGUUUGAGUACCACGAGGGCCUGAAGGGCAACUUCAGAGAAAUGGUGAAGGAGCUAUCGGACAUCAUCCACGAACAGCUUUAAGGAAAAAACAGAUCUACCAGGAGGAAAUGAUGCGCUCUCUGCUGCAAGUCAACUCCCUCCAUGUGUUUCGUGCCAUCAGCGGGACGUCCACCGACCUGGGCUGACCUUGACCGACCCCCCCCCCCCCUCACACCCUGGCACCCGUGGGCCACCCACCCCUUGUUUAUGGUCCUUUCACUCCUCCCUUAACGAUCUGAACUGGGCGAUAACGGGGGCAGCGGUGGCUAAGGGGUGAAACGGCUGCAGCAGUAUUUUCCGAGAAUGUAUCACAGCAUCGGCAUCAAACGUCUGCAUGUCAGGAGUAGGUGUUAAGCUGAGUCGCGCUAGGCUGCAUUGCACUUUUUUAGGAUUUUUUUUGUUUGUUUGUUAGUUUUUUCCCGCCAAAUGCAGGAUUGACUGUUAAAAGUUAAAAGUAGCCAUUCUUCCGUCCUCUCUUUGCAAGGUUGCCUUCCAGAUCUAUGCACACACACACACACACACCCCAGAACAAACCUGUACUACUUGUUAUCAACAUUUUGAUAAUAGUGUUGUCUCGUCUCUCUAGCGGAGGUCCUCGGUGUCCGUCUGUUUGACAGUUAGCUGUGUAAUUCCUGCCGGGCCGACGAGGUCGACGGACUGCGGCUCGGUCCGAAGUCGGCCUCUUUAAUUCAGAGUCAAAGAUCAGAUAAGACAGAGCUCAGGGUUGUAAUAAAGCUGCGUGACAAUGCUGCUGUUGAAGACUGAUUUGUGUAGUUUAAAAGUAGCUGAAAAUAAAUAAAUCAACCUAUCAGUAUCCUAGUUUAUAUCAGAUAUCGCAAAAGGGCAAACAAUGCGAUUGCGAACUCUAUCGAAGACUUAAAACAAUCGAGGGUGUGGUUUUGUUUUUCCUUUCUUUUUUUUUUUCUUUUUUUUAGAUCCUGUGCCUUCGCCUUCUGGAAAAAAUGACUCCUCGCUCAUCUCAAUAAGAAGCGUCACACGCUGGUUAAUUCACAGUAUUUUCACAAGUGCUACACUGAAAAUUAGCAGAUAGACGAAUAGUAUUUAAGAGCAGGUGUACAUAAUUUGUCGACAUGCUGUACAUUUUUAAGUCCGUAUCCAUGUACGUUUGUAAUGUACCUAUGUAUGUAUGUAUUAUAUUUGUUACGUUUUUUUUUUUUUUUUUUUUUUGGACAUUCGUCCGGU